Molecule: messenger RNA, 839 nt
Organism: Esox lucius (northern pike)
Lineage: Eukaryota; Metazoa; Chordata; Actinopteri; Esociformes; Esocidae
Product: complement C1q-like protein 2
Exons: 3
Coding region: 47-781 (244 amino acids)
Molecular function (GO): protein binding
Source: RefSeq, a predicted model, not a curated record
CAUUGGUAGUGGUCUGUAUUGCUGUCCGAAGGGGUCUCAUUUCAGAAUGAGGGCAGCUAUAACUCAGCUGGUGGUACUGUUCUGUCUGUCUGGGACAGGGGCUCAGGGAGAGAUUGGAGGGGGCAUAGAGAGUCUGAUCCAGAGCAAAGGGACUGAAACUGAAGACACAACCCACAAAGUGAUGAGACGCCAGACCACCUCCUCCAGCACCCCUGACGUCUGGACUGAGCUGAAGGAGGUCAGAGACAUGGUAGGGGAGCUGAGAGUGGAGCUGAGGAGCAUGGAGGCCAGACUCAAAGACAAGGAGAAGGAGGUGGAGGUACUGAAGAAAGAGAAUGCAGGCCAAACCAAGGUGGCCUUCUCUGCUGGCUUAACUACUACUGGGACAGGAUACAUUGGACCUUAUAAUACCGAAACUACACUCACCUACGACAAUGUCAUCACCAACAUUGGCACGGGUUAUGACCCAGCCACAGGCAUCUUCACAGCACCAAUAAAAGGAGUCUACUACUUCAGAUUCACUGCAUUUGAACGUCGUAAAUCCCAGUGGAUGGCUCUAAACAUGUACCACAAUGACAAAAUAGUUCUUCACAAUUCUGAAAUGAAUGAUAAAGGGAAUCACAUGUCCUUGUCUAAUGCUCUGUUUUUAAAUCUGGAGAAGGGAGAUACGGUCUACCUAAAUCUCCCAAAAGGCUGUGGAAUCCACUGCAGUGCUGCUAACGAGAGCACCUUCAGUGGCUUCCUGCUAUUCCCAAUGUCAGCACCUGGUAAUAAACAGUAAUGUAGUCAGACUCCUCUCAUCAAUAAAGAAGCAUUUAAAAAAAACAAGGUAAUCUACU